AUGUCUUACAGAUCUCAACUUGCAGAAGUAGAUUUAGGAAAUCUGCUUAUUGAAGAUAAGUGUCCUUUGAACCAGUUUAAUGAAGUUUCGUCUUUAGAUGAUGAUCACUAUAGAACGAUUUCUCUCGAUUGCACUCAUCAUUUUUUCAAGCUAUUUUUCGAAGUAAUUGUAUUGUACUUUCACGGUUUAUUUCAGCUACCGACGGAAUCAAAUGAUUCUGUAUCUGUUUCCAUUCUCCCAAAACCUACUUUUCGUCUCCCCAGAGAGAAAAAGAUCCCCUCAACCAAAGAACUUACUAGAUGGGACAGAUUUGCACGCUUAAAGGGGAUCCAGAAUCGUAAGAAGUCCCGCAAAGUUUGGGAUCCUGUGUCUGAAUCAUGGAAACCAAGGUGGGGUAAAGACCGGAUCGAUGAUUUUAAAGACAAAUGGGUACUUGAAGUUCCGGAUAACGCAGAUCCCUAUGAGGAUCAGUUUGCCAAAUUAUCACAAGCUAAAAAGGAACGUAGAGCCAAAAACGAGCUCCAGCGUCUCCGCAAUAUUGCCCGAACUGUCAAAGCGGGACAAGCUCCUCCUAUUGGCGUUUUAACGGAAUCACAGUCGUCUAAAACUGAACUGUCACGUGCUUUCGCAAUUGCUCAAAACUCUGAUGCAUCAAUGGGUCGUUUUUCUGCUCCAGUGGAUAGCCGAAAACUUUCUAAGAAAGUUGAAAAACGAUCUAAGAAAAGAAUUCCACUGAGUCAAGUUGUUCAAAGUACUAAAAAGAGUAAACAGAAUAAGUCAAUAUCCAGAACAACAAAAAAGAAUAAGAUGAGUUCACGCCCUUCUAAAAAGAAAUAG
Messenger RNA from Schistosoma bovis, 837 nucleotides. The record is from the annotation of a GenBank genome assembly. Lineage: Eukaryota; Metazoa; Platyhelminthes; Trematoda; Strigeidida; Schistosomatidae.